Molecule: messenger RNA, 1546 nt
Organism: Selaginella moellendorffii
Lineage: Eukaryota; Viridiplantae; Streptophyta; Lycopodiopsida; Selaginellales; Selaginellaceae
Product: probable beta-1,3-galactosyltransferase 2
Exons: 12
Coding region: 170-1366 (398 amino acids)
Cellular component (GO): Golgi membrane
Molecular function (GO): hexosyltransferase activity
Source: RefSeq, a predicted model, not a curated record
UUUGCUCGUGGAAGAAAGAGAGGAGACUUUUCUAUUGCUGCGCAGACUUAGGGCUUCUUCAUCUCGGAGCGCAAGGCGCUCUAUGACUCGCUGGGGAGCCGGCAUUUCAGCGAUUCGUCGGCAUUGGAUGUAAGGUUUCGUCCAAAUGCCGGGUUCUUGAUCGGAAGAAAUGCGGGGGAGAGGCGCUGGCGGAUUGGCGACGCGAUGGGUGCUGGUUUUGUGCAUGUUAAGUUUUUGCGUCGGCCUGCUCUUCACCAACAGUUUUCUUCUUUCUCGCAGGAUGUGGUUUGUGGAGGAGGGAAAAGAAGCGCUGAAAUUGCAAUACCAUGGUGAUGACGAUGACUAUGACUGUGAAAAAAAGCAUAAGCAUGUACAUGAGCAUGAUAUUAUCAUGGAUGACCAUCAUCGCCCUGGAACGCUUGCAACUUGGGAGUCUGGUCUCAAUGCCCAAUCGCGUGAGAAGUCUUCGGCUGCGUUCCUGAAGAACGCCGAGAAAGCGUUGCCGGAGGAACGGAAAAAAGCUUUCGUUGUGGUUGGGAUAAACACGGCAUUCAGCAGCAGGAAGCGAAGAGAUUCUGUUCGCGAAACGUGGAUGCCAAGAGGAGAGAAGCUCAAGGAACUCGAAGACGAAAAGGGAAUUGUCGUGCGGUUUGUCAUAGGACACAGUGCAACUCCUGGAGGUAUCUUAGACAGAGCUAUUGAUGCUGAAAAUACGCAGCAUAACGAUUUCUUGAGACUGGACCAUGUUGAAGGCUAUCUCGAGUUGUCUGCCAAAACCAAAAUCUACUUUUCCACAGCUGUGGCAAAAUGGGAUGCCGACUUUUACGUCAAAGUAGAUGACGAUGUUCAUGUAAACUUAGGGGCUUUGGCAACAAAUUUAGCCCGGCAACAAGCGAAACAUCGGAUCUACAUCGGUUGCAUGAAGUCUGGUCCAGUACUGGCUCAAAAAGGAGUCCGCUACCACGAACCAGAGUAUUGGAAGUUUGGAGAGCAAGGAAAUCGCUACUUCAGACACGCAACCGGUCAGUUGUAUGUAAUCUCCAAGGAUUUGGCAACGUACAUUUCAGCCAACGAGCCAAUUUUGCACAAGUAUGCGAAUGAGGACGUUUCACUCGGGGCUUGGUUUAUCGGCCUGGAUGUAGAACACAUCGAUGAUAGAACAAUGUGCUGCGGGACACCGCCAGAUUGCGAGUGGAAGGCACAGGCAGGGAAUGCGUGCGUCGCGUCGUUCGACUGGUCUUGCAGUGGGAUUUGCAAGUCAGCCGAGAGGAUUCACGAAGUUCACAGCCGGUGUGGAGAGGGCGAGCAAGCUCUCUGGAACUGGAACUCGACGUCCUUGAGCACAUCCACGGACAGUAGCGCGUGAGUGAAGAGAUAAUCGCGACAACCGAAAAAAAAUAGAGAAGAGGAUUUCGCUACUCGCUCCAUCCUCGAGGCUGCGACUAUACCGCCGGGAAGUGAAAGGAGCGAUAGCCUUUUCCUCCAUUCACAGAUAAGUGUAAUUCUUGCGUUAAAACUUAAAGGUAACCUUAAAGGUUAAAGAUUA